AUGGAAAGCGGCGACUUGCUUUCCUGGGCCAGGGCACAUCCUCACCUUCAUUCCCUCACAGUCCCGGUAACUUGGAAUGCUAUGGCCCUACUCUUCCUGCAAGGCGAAUAUUUUGUCUCAACCGUGUCGGGCGUCAUUGUUGCUCUCUCCUUGGCUGACCAGACGGCGUCCAUUUUCUUGCACCAUGUCAUGCUAGCAGAAGAGCUCCUCCUAGAGGUCUUCCAGCUAUACUUGUACACAAACGCUGCAGUUUGGAUUGCCUCCAAAUGCUGCUGCGAUGAUAAGAAGGUCAGCAGGGGUUCCACAGCCGAGAUCCCCCAACUUGGAUAUCAGGAAUUGGCCUAUGAAGAUGAUGGUGGCAUUUUCGAACCGCCAGUCCCUGGUUCUUUCCCAGCCAGCAACCAGCAGACCACCAAUGAGUCACAUCGAUACCACGAAGAUAGAAUUUUCAGCAACAGCAGUCGUCAAGGGGAAGAGGACAGGAAGGAAAAGAAAGGGGACAAGAAAGAUGAAAAGGAUCUGGAAACCGAGGACGAGAGCGAGGAGAGUGAAGAAAACGUCUCGAAGAUAGGCGACAACGGCGACAGCAGAGCGGUGACUCGUUCGAAGGAGCCAGCAGAGGAAGCAUCGAAGCAAAACGACACUGAUACCGACACCGACUACGACGCAGAUACGGAAUCCCCUUGUCACGGGGAUCCCGCACCUCGCCGUCGCAGCCGUUGCCGUGAGCUGCACGCAUUUUACAACAUCUCACUGCGCGUGGCGGCGGUAGCUGAGACCAAUAUGCGCCGACAUUGCGACCCAGUUACGCUAACCACGGCCACCACGGGCGCGGCAGAACAGGAAAGAAGAGAAGAAGAUGCCGGUACAGGCCAUGACAUGGACGCAGAUGCAACAGAGAUCCGCCAUCUCCAAGACCUUCCCGCAAGUUUCUUUCGCUUCCCCUUCCGUCCGACCGGCCACCUCGGCCGUAGGAACGCUUGGGACUGGACCAACAUCAACAUCAGAUUCCCCACCCUACAGAGCGAUUGGACACCGUCGUCAAGCACGGCGAAUGCACGGAGCCUCGUCGAGCGAGGCGAGGUUCCGGAGCAAGGACCGCAGCAAGACCAAGACCAAGACCAAGAAUGGAAAUGGGGGUAG
Messenger RNA from Cladophialophora psammophila CBS 110553, 1143 nucleotides. RefSeq lists its product as uncharacterized. Bases 1 to 1143 code for a protein of 380 amino acids. The record is from RefSeq and is a predicted model, not a curated record. The transcript has a single exon. Lineage: Eukaryota; Fungi; Ascomycota; Eurotiomycetes; Chaetothyriales; Herpotrichiellaceae.